AUGCGCGUGUGGGCCCCGCUGCUUGCUCCGCUCACGGCGGCCUACGUCGUGCAGACACCGCUACGGGACGACAACUUUGCUUGCUGCGGCGGCUGCUCGUCGAGCGUCCGGAGCGACCAAGUGCACUUGACGACGGGCGCGCGCGUCAUGCUCUGGGACACCAACGUCAAGGUGAACCCGCAGCCGCAGUGCCUUCUCACGUUCCCUUACGACCCGACGCGCGGCGAAUCGCCCGGGCCCCGCCGCGUGCGCAGUGGCACGCUUGUUGGGACGACAUUUCCGCUCAACCACGACGCCGAUGCGCGCUGCUGCUUGAACGGCGGCACAUGCACCUUAUCAGAAGACGACGCCCAGGGCAAGUGCAACUGCGUGCAGCCGUGGGGGUUCCGUGGCGACUUUUGCCAGCUCUCGGUGUACGACCUCGCGAGGAUCGCCAACACGGGGGUGUACCCGCGCACGGUGAAUGUGUCUGCCAUGCCGAUCGCGUUCCCGGAUCUGCGGCCGUUUUUGUACAACUUGUCCAUCCUGUCGUCCAUCACAAAUACGUUCUUGCCGACGACGCCGACGUCCGAUAUGGACGCGACGCUCGCUGCCUACCGCGCCGUGGCCUUCCAGCUCCUCAUUCUCGGCCUCCUCGGCGCCUCCGGGCUCUGUAUUCUCUUUGUUUUCAGCCACCUCGUGAACGCGUGCCUCAACUACUGCCGCUGCCGACAGCGUCCGUACUCGCUUUUUGAGAAGCUCGUGACGAUGCUCCUCAUGCUCGGCGCCGUUGUCGUCCUCGGCGGCAGCCUCGCACAGUCGUACGCCAAGUACCAGCUCCUCGUGCAGCUCUCGUCCAACAUGACGUUUCUCGUCGCCGACGCGCUGCCGGCCGACAUGCUCACGUUCUACUCCAACAUGAAUGCACCGUUGCGCGCGGCCAUCGAUGGCGUUCCCGGCGCCCGCAUCCCCGAGCUCCAAGCCGCGCUUCGGGAUCAAAUGGCCCUCUACACGUCGUUGAACCAGACCGACAUGCCGCAGAUCUUCGCGUCGACGACCGCGCCCUUGGCAGCGCUCGCGCUUCCAUUUCCAAUCGCAUCUUCGUACGGAGAGCCCGCGUGCGCGAGCAUGGUGAUCUACCGCACGUCCAGCAGCAUCAUGGGCGUCGGAGGCGCCACGGGCUGUUUUGGCUGCGACCAGUGCGUCGCCAUUCGCAAGACCAUUCAAAGCAUCCAGCUCGACUGGCUGCGCGGUGUCUCCGUGGUGCACUGGAUACUGUACGCGAGCCAUGCCAACCUGAUCACGUUUGCCGAGCUGCCGCUGCUCCCGGCGCUCGUCGACCUCUCCGUCUCGCUCAAUCACACGCUGGCCGACGUCCAGCGCGUCAAUACCCACCAAGCGCGCAUGCUGGCCACCCUCACAAACGAGCUCAAAAUGCUCAUUCAGCCGGGCGUCUUUAUCGUCUAUGGGCUCUCGAGUCUCGUCGCCCUGCUCGCAUGCGCGGCGGCUACGCGCGGCUUUUGGCGUCGGAAAGGCCGUCUCGGGAAGCUCGCGAGCUACACGGCACAGCUCGCGACCCUUGUCGCGUGUGCGAUGACUGGGAUUCUGUGGACCGUCUCCUUCUGCGCGCGCGAUGGUCUUGCCUACCUCGAUCGCAUCGAAGCCAACAUGUCGGAGCUUUUUCUUAACACCUCGUCUCGCGAUGAUGCCAUCAACCUCCUACAGGAUCGGUCGUGGGUCGCAAACCGGUCGUUGCUUUCGCUCUUGGAGUGCGCAGACGUCGUCAAGGUGCCGCCCCUGCCGACGCCCGACACGGGCCUGGCCCCGCCGCCACGGUACAAUAUGACGCAUCUGUUUCUAUUCCCCGACUUUUCCGCGCUGGCGACGCUGUUUAAUAGCUCGGACCCGAGUCGCGUCACCUCGCUCUUUGGGUGGGACGAGAGCUACGUCACGCUCGCCCACCGCGCCUUGCACGUCCUUUUGUUUGGCAACACGACCGUGCCGUCCCCGUACGCGUCAUCGAACGACACGCGCGUCACCACCUUCACGACCGACCCGACCCGCGACGGAGUCUUCAACGCCUCGGACGUCCAGCUCAUGGCGUCGCUCUACGCCCAAAACUGGUCGACGCUGACGUACAACGAGUCCCUGCGCCAAAAUACGUUCUUACUCCAGCAGUGGACGUGGUGCAGCGAGCUCGAGGUCGCGCGGGGCCGGCUCGUCGCCUACAUGGACAGCGUCGCCGCCGUCGCGCUGCAGGCGCGCCCGCACUUGGCGGCGAUGCAAGCCAACACGAGCGCCCUCGCGACGCUGCAGUACCCUUUCCAGUCCUCGGUGAGCUUUUACACAUCGACGCUGCAAACGUUGAAGCUCGCCGACUGUUCGUACGCCGGCAACUGCGCGUGGAUGCGUCAGCGCUGGAACGAGCUCCAUAUCGAGCUCCACGCGCUCGGCGCCGCCGCCGACGAGAUGACACUGCUCUUUGCGAUUGCGACGUUGGCGCUCUGGACCGCGUCGGUCUUUGCCUACUGCUUUGGCGUGCGCGUGCACAAGCCCAAGGUCCGCGUGUACGUCGCUGCGUAGAUACGACAAGCAAAGCUCUUCCACCACG
Molecule: messenger RNA, 2590 nt
Organism: Saprolegnia parasitica CBS 223.65
Lineage: Eukaryota; Oomycota; Saprolegniomycetes; Saprolegniales; Saprolegniaceae
Exons: 15
Coding region: 1-2562 (853 amino acids)
Source: RefSeq, a predicted model, not a curated record